AUGCCGUCAGCCGUUGAGAGUGCUUCAGCUUCGACAAUCCGCGGAGGACACGAGGAGUCCCGUCCGCGGAUCUCAGAGCCCCUGCAAUACUCUGGAUUGUUGGACUCGUAUUCUCACCAAGACUUGACACCAGUCAUUGGUAGAGAGUACAGAGGACUCCAGGUGGCCGACAUACUCAAAGCGGAAAACUCCGACCAGAUUAUCAAAGACCUCGCGGUGACAAUUUCGAAGAGAGGCGUUGUUUUCCUUCGUGACCAGGAUGUCACCCCCCAGCAAAUGAGAGAAUUCGGCGAGAAGCUGACUGUUCUGGCUGGUUGCAUAGACAGCUCACAUUUGCCUCUAAAGCCCGAAUCAUCUGGCCUCCACGUUCACCCUUUGACGGAAGAAGGCAGCGAACUUGGUGACCAAAUCAGCGUCAUCAGCAGCGAGAAGCAGAAGAAAGGAGGCGGUCUUACCCACCAACUCAGCGAUACGAGUCGCUUCGCCUCCGUAGGAUGGCAUACCGAUAUCAGCUUCGAGCGCGUACCCUCCGACUACGCCAUGCUCAAGAUCCACACUCUGCCCGAAACCGGCGGAGACACGCUCUGGGCCUCGGGCUACGAGAUCUAUGACCGCCUGUCUCCUGAGAUGGCUGCCUUCCUUGAGGGUCUGACAGCCACGCACGAUGCUAGCUUCUUCCAUGACGAAGCACGCAGGCUGGGAAAUCCCCUACGCAAGGGAAUCCGAGGAUCGCCACUGAAUCAGGGUGAAGACCUUAAGGCGGUUCAUCCUGUCGUUCGUACUAACCCUGUUACCGGUUGGAAGUCCGUUUAUGUGAACAAGGGAUUCACCAAGCGAAUCAAUGGGGUAACCAAGGACGAGUCCGAUAUGCUGCUGCAGUAUCUCUUCAAUCUCGUCACACAAAACCACGACGCGCAGGUUCGCUUCAGGUGGAACAAGAAUGAUAUGGCCAUCUGGGAUAACAGAUCCACCUGGCACUGCGCCACUUAUGACUACGCUGAAGCCCGGGCUGGUGACCGGGUCUGCAGUCUGGGUGAAGCUCCUUACUUGGACCUCCAGUCCAAAUCCAGGAAGCAGGCGUUGGCAGAGGCUCAAGCUUAA
This is a messenger RNA of Aspergillus niger, 1101 nucleotides long. RefSeq lists its product as uncharacterized. Gene Ontology annotation, cellular component: cytoplasm. NCBI's taxonomy places the organism in Eukaryota, Fungi, Ascomycota, Eurotiomycetes, Eurotiales, Aspergillaceae. Gene Ontology annotation, molecular function: 2-oxoglutarate-dependent dioxygenase activity. The coding region runs from base 1 to 1101 and encodes 366 amino acids. The transcript is spliced from 5 exons. The record is from RefSeq and is a predicted model, not a curated record.